ACCCACCCAUGGAGGGAAGGCUGCUCAGGUACCUGGGAGCUCACAGAGAUGCUCAUGCCACACAUAAAUCUCAGUUCUAGUGGAACCCUUGUCACUAAGAUUGUUGGGGGCUUCUGGAAGCUAUGCCACCUGUGCAUCUGGCCCUACAUUCCACUGUCGGUUCCUUGAAUCAGCUAACGUCCUCAUCAGACAGCUGAGAGAGAUCCUUUGUGACUUCCCACUUCUCCUAAGAUGGCAGAGCCUGGUGCCAGGAACAGGGACCCUGGAGCCCAAACUGCUUGGAUGGAGUUCCAGCUUGCUUUCUGCGUGAUUCCUCUGAGCCUCGAUAUUGUCAGGGAAAAGAAGUGGGUGACUGUGGGUGACACAUCCCUGCGAAUCUACAAGUGGGUCCCUGUGACAGAGCCAAAGGUGGAUGAUAAGAACAAGAACAAGAAAAAAGGCAAAGAUGAGAAGUGUGGCUCUGAGGUGACCACGCCGGAGAACAGCUCCUCCCCAGGGAUGAUGGACAUGCAUGAUGAUAACAGCAACCAGAGCUCCAUCGCAGAUGCCUCCCCGAUCAAACAGGAGAAUAGCAGUAACUCCAGCCCUGCUCCGGAGCCCAGCUCAGCUGUGCCUGGCGAAGGUACUGACGCCAAGGCUGAUGAGGCCCAGGCCGAUGGGAAGGAGCUCCCUGGGGCCGAAGAUGCUUCUGACGAGCAGAAUUCACAGUCUUCAAUGGAAAACUCGAUGAACAAUUCAGAGAAAGUAGAACGGCAGCCAUCUGGAGACGCGGGUCUAGCUGCAGAGAUGUCCGCAAUCUCUCAGGUACCUCGAUCGAGGCCUCAGAGGGGCAGCCAGAUCAGCCAGGAGCCCGUUGGGGUGUCGGGGGAUUUGGAAGGAGUGCCACCCUCUAAGAAGAUGAAACUGGAGGCCUCUCAACAGAACUCAGAAGAGAUGUAGACACUACAUUCAGUCCUGCUUUCCAUGUUUCACAGGAGGUCCAUCUGCAGGCUGAAUUCUAGAAUAACUUCACCUGAGCAGUUCCUCUCGGGUGCAGACAGAACUACUAAUUUUCCAAGUUUACCAAGUGCAAAUCCAAGAAAACCGAGAACAGCGUAACUUCUCAGACACUGAAGAACUUUCUGCUGUGAAGCAAAACCCUUGAGUGUUGAAGGGACUGACUGUCUUUGGGAAGGCGGGGUCGACAGCUCAGGAGUGUCUGCACACUGUCUCUGAAGCCAAGAUCACAUUUGUGUUGCUGCUGUAUUGUUUCAUCCCCUCCCCACCUCUCCCCCACUUCUCUAUUUAACGAUAUAAGCUAUUUGAGGGUGGUACCGAUCAGGGAAUCGGUUUUCAUCGGGGCUUUCCACUGUUUGCCCGAUUCCUCCCGCUUUCUUUUUUUGUGCCUUGUGCCCUUGAGGUGACCUCUGGCAUGUUUUCCUGGUUGUUUUGCAUCUCCCUUUGCAAAGUGCCCUCGGGUUUUGUCCAGGUGGCUGAUGCCUCCAUCCUCACGCCUCUCCUCCCUGGCCCAGGACUUCAAUCCUAGCAGAGCAGGCAGGGAGGAGGGGGAUCCCGAGACCUCCGAAGAAUGGGACUUCCUCAGCCACCUGAUUUGCAGGUGUGGGGGUGUUGGGCACACCCUGGGGCCCUGGCUCCUAGGUCCAAGGUUCGAGGAAUCUCACAUGUCGGGGCACUACCCUGAAGGGCUGGCUACUUGAUGUGCUCUCAGCUUCUUCGGGGCAUCUGAGGCCAGUGUUUCCAAGCCCACCCGGACGGACACACAGAACCCUUCGAUUGUUCUGGCACUUGCACCCUCUACCCCCACCAUACCGCUUUCUCCCACACCUCCGAAGACGAAAUGGCUUCUGCGGCUGACUGCAGAAUUGUCUCCUUAGGACGAUAAAAGGGCUGAGGAGGCUGGGAGCAGAUGGCAGGAAGAGCUGGUGCUGAACUUUCUCUCCUAGGAUGUUGCCUGGAUUUCAAAUCCGCAGUAACCUGCUACCCUCUGCCUUCCUCCCCCUCCCCCCCACAUAGGGAGGCAAGAUUGCAAAGCAUGUUCCUGACUCUCAGAGCCAAUAAUCUGAUGGCCUCUCAUACCUGGGACGCUGACCGUCCCCAGCAGGGAGCAGACCCUGAUGAUUGAGCCUCAAAGGCCAGGAACCAGGCACCCAGGAGUGGAAAGCGCUACAGUCCUCCAGAAAGGGGUGAUUGAGUCCCUCCCCUUGCCUCUGUCCUCUGCCUGAGCCGAGACAGCUUCCUCUCACUAAAAGGGAGAUGUCCCCUUGGAUGAACUGCCUGAUUGUUUGGUUCUGAGGCCUGGUUUGCUCUUACUUCCUAGAUGGACUCCUCGGAUCUUAACCCUUUUCCUGAGCUUUCUUUACUGCACUGGACUUGCAACUCCCUUUGAGUUGAGUGAGGGGUGGGUGGGGGGUUUGCUUUGUUCUGUGGUUUUUUGUUUUUGUUUUGUUUUCGUUUUUAUUUUGCUGAUUGGUGCAUAUUCAGGUACCACCUUUGAUACCUUUGACGUGUGGAUCUCUCUCCUGACCACCAUGGAAAGUGUCUGCCAGAUUCCUUUCAAAGUUUCUGAGGGUGAGGCUCUUUUUUUUUUUAAGGGAGCCAAUCUAUAUCCUGCACUUCAAGAAGAAUCAAAAUGUUCCUGAAUUUCAAAUACCUCAUGCAAAAAUGUCUCCUGAAAUAAGGGAAAAAAAAAAAAAACUUUGAAAAUCUUAAUGUUGAAGUUUGCAAUGCCGAGAAAGGUUUCUGUCUUAAAAAAAAUAUCCUUCUCAAUUUUGCCCCUCAGGCAGCCAGUCCUGUGCAGAACUGUGCUCUGCGUUACCUCUCAGCGUAUCUCAAGGCGGCUUUACCUCCAGAUCCUCUAGAGCUAGAGUAACUUGUUUUCCUUUGCAGCAAAAACUCCAUUUUGAUGCAAGAUGAAUUUGGAUAUUUAUUUCCUUUCUUUUUGGGGAAUGAGAGGUUAGAACCAAGACAGCUGAAGGAGAAUGACACGCAUCCACAGAUAUGGCAGGUCGGCCGCGGUGGGUCUCCCUGGGUCUCCUGGUUGCGGUGGCCUCUCUGGACAGGCAAAGGGGGAGUCAACGGCAGCGGUUGAGGAUGAAGAUGACAUCCGGGACACACCGAGGCUGUCAUUUGUUUUUCUCUGAAGUGCCUGAAGGUAGGAAGGAGCCCGUGGCCCGGACCACCCCCCACCCCCUGCCCCGGCCCCUGCCAUGGCCAGGCCCGGCCAAGCGCCAGCGGCCCUGCACUCCUCUCUGGCCAGGAAAGCCUUCCACGUGGGACGGUGAGACUGCAAAAAUCCAGAUGUGCUUCCUUCCCCGAUGCAGCCCACUGCUCGGAGCCACCGUCCCCCACCCACCCUGCGCCCCUCACCCGCCUCCCACCACAGAAUCUAAGACCUUGCGGCCGGUGAGGCAGUGAGCCGGGGUGAGGAGUCCUCCCCAGAUGCCUUCCACGGACACCAGGCCCCACGGCCUAAAGGGCUCCCAGGGCAGCCUUCCUCCCGCCACUCAUGAAGUUGGGGGAGCUUCGGCUACACAUUCCACAAAGUGCUGGCACUUACACCCGCAAACCUGGAAGGCAGUGGACCUAUUUCUAGGGUGGUGACCUCCCAUAACAAAUGAUGUCAUGGUUUGGAAUGUUCAUUAUCGCCAAGGACCUGGUUAGAGGUAUAAAAAGACCUUUUUUUCACCGUUACCUAAUUUUUUUUUUUGUCCUCUUAUGUUUUGGGUUUUUUGUUGUUCGUUUGUUGUUGAGUUUUUUUUUUUUUUUUUUGGUGUGUUGUACAGCAGUAUAAUUUUUCACUUAUUUAUUCCAUCAGUAGAUAUGGUUUGUACAAUGUACAAUGGUUCCAUUUCAGAAAAUAAAAAAAUUCAA
Molecule: messenger RNA, 3870 nt
Organism: Nyctereutes procyonoides (raccoon dog)
Lineage: Eukaryota; Metazoa; Chordata; Mammalia; Carnivora; Canidae
Gene: BCL7A
Product: BAF chromatin remodeling complex subunit BCL7A
Exons: 6
Coding region: 232-939 (235 amino acids)
Source: RefSeq, a predicted model, not a curated record